Drosophila willistoni is the source of this 673-nucleotide messenger RNA. It is a transcript of the gene JTBR, whose product is annotated as protein JTB. The transcript has a single exon. Gene Ontology annotation, cellular component: cytoplasm; centrosome; membrane. NCBI's taxonomy places the organism in Eukaryota, Metazoa, Arthropoda, Insecta, Diptera, Drosophilidae. Gene Ontology annotation, biological process: mitotic cytokinesis. The coding region runs from base 1 to 462 and encodes 153 amino acids. The record is from RefSeq and is a predicted model, not a curated record.
AUGCUCGAAAACUGUCAACGACAUCACAUGGUCCUCGGACUGGGACUACUCACACUGGUCACAAUUGUGGUCCUAAUUGUUGAGUCCCGUUAUGCAGCUGACGGCCUGGCCAGACGUCGCGAACAGCAAUUCGUCAUAGAGAAUAAUUCGACGUGUUGGCAAAAUGAACCAUAUACCAUUAUCCAGGAGUGCCAGCCAUGCUCCGAAUUCGAUAUUGUCAGUCGGAGUCUGGGCGUAUGCAUUCACACCCAUUACAAGGAGGUGCUACGCUGUAAAAGUGGUGAAAUUGUCACCAAAAGCUGUGAUCGAGUCGCCCUCAUUGAGCAACGAAAUUUCAUAAAAUUCGAAUCAAUUGCAUUUGUGAUCGGUGUCCUUAGCUAUCUGAUAAGCUAUGCCCGGGAUCGGGUAUUAUCGCGACGUACAUAUAUGAAAAUUGAAAGGCAAUUAAAUCGGGUGAAGUAGCCAAAAGAGGGAGAAGGCGGUGGAGGAGGAGGAAGAGGGCAUCAGCAGUCAAUCUCAAGGAUACUCACAUCUCUGUGUAGAUACUUUAGUUUUAUUUAGUUUCCGUCUCUUUUUUUUUUUGUUUUAUUUCUUGUUUAAGUACAAUUUAAAUACCUUUGUUAAAAUUCAUAUACUAAUAAGAAAUAAUAAUAAUAAUAAUAUAAUAUAAUAA